Molecule: messenger RNA, 2064 nt
Organism: Penicillium brevicompactum
Lineage: Eukaryota; Fungi; Ascomycota; Eurotiomycetes; Eurotiales; Aspergillaceae
Product: WD40 repeat domain-containing protein
Exons: 6
Coding region: 1-2064 (687 amino acids)
Biological process (GO): proteasome-mediated ubiquitin-dependent protein catabolic process
Cellular component (GO): GID complex
Molecular function (GO): protein binding
Source: RefSeq, a predicted model, not a curated record
AUGCGUGCCAGGAGAUUGGGCAGAUCUAGAGACUCUGUCGAACUGGCUAACAAUUCAUCACACCCCUUUAUCGCCCCCGACCACCCUGAUCCUCCUUUCCCCGUCAAUCCAGCUUCCUCGGCAGCCAUUCCCGGCCCCCAGUCGCCCGAAUACCUCCCCACCGCACCUCAACUGUCGACUCCAUCUCGCGCGAACCGCCGUCGCCGUCAUUCAAGUCCGGAUACCCAGGGCUCUUCAUCCGCAACAGAAGCUCCCGCGGGAUCUGCACGUGAACCCGCUCCCCCAGAUUACCCCAGCCAUUUUGGCCGACCGGACGGCCGAUCGCCCUCCCCCAAGCGCAGGCGCCUGGUAAUCAUGCGUUCAGAUGGUAUCAAGACAGAAAACGGCUUUCCGGAGGCUUCGAAUGGGUCAUACCCUCCAACUCCGAGAAAGGCCGCUCUCAACGGGCAAUCGACCUCCGCCAACGGCAACUCUCAUACCACUCACACGAACGGCUCCACAGCGCCAGCUAAUUCUUCCACCUACUAUGGUCAUAAUCGGGAGGAGGUGACGCGGAUUCUGAUACAGAGCCUACAUGAGCUGGGUUAUACGUCGUCGGCGGCACAGCUGAGCUCGGAAAGCGGCUUCGAGCUAGAAACCUCGGGUGUUGCAACGUUCCGGAGUGCUGUGCUGGGUGGUAGAUGGGUGGAGGCCGAGAGGAUCUUGAUUCAGUCAUUCCAAAAUGCUGAAUUCCAACCAGAUCGAAAACCUCCACCUGAGGAGACUCUAGUCCUAGCCGCCGAGGCCGACAGAAACGAAAUGCUGUUCUACCUACGACAACAGAAGUUCCUUGAGCUACUAGAAGGGCGCGAUCUGGCUGCGGCACUUAGUGUUCUUCGUCAAGAGCUAACGCCCUUGAACUUUGAUGUCGAUCGUCUUCAUGCGCUUUCAAGUCUUCUCAUGUGCCCAACCGAGCUAUUACAUGAUCAAGCAGGGUGGGAUGGGCCCGUCAGUUUAUCGCGCGAACGACUUCUUGGCGAGCUGUCGAAGUCCAUUUCUCCGUCUGUGAUGAUUCCCCAGCAUCGUCUCGCGAUUCUGUUAGAUCAUGUCAAGUCGACUCAGAUCAACAACUGUUUAUAUCAUAACACUGCUGAGUCUCCGUCACUUUACUCAGACCACAUGUGCGACCGAAAUGACUUUCCUUUAGAGGUCAGUGUGGACUUGACUCACCAUUCUGAUGAAGUGUGGUAUUGCGAAUUCUCCCAUGAUGGCUCGAAGCUGGUCACUGCUGGCAAGGACCACAACGUGCUUAUCUACAAUACGGCCAAUUUCAGUGUUCUUCAUAGGCUCACAGAACACGAGGAGGGCGUGGCCUUUGCCAGUUGGAGUCCGGAUGAUACCAAGUUGAUUACCUGCUCACAAGAUAACAAGGCUCGAGUAUGGAGUGUUGAGACCGGUCGCUGCUUGCUCACUAUUAACCACCAUCGCCAACCAGUAACGGCGGCAGCCUGGGCGCCAGAUGGCGAAUCCUUCAUAAUAGCAUCUCUUGAUGCCGAUUCACAGCUUCGUCGCUGGGGUAUGCGUGGCGAGUCCAUACACGUAUGGAAAAGCGGAUAUCGUGUGCAAGACUGUGCUAUCAGCGCCGAUGGACGACGUCUCGUCGCCGCCGAUACGGAAGCCAAGAUUCAUGUGUACAAUCUUCAUACAUAUGAUGAAGACUACUGUCUCCCACUCCCCAGUAAACCGACCUCCGUUGCCAUCAGCCAAGAUUCUCGACAUAUGCUCAUAAAUCUGGCCGAGGGCGAGAUUCAGCUAGUCGACAUGGAGACCACCGCUGUUGUCCGUCGCUUCAAAGGCCAGAAACAAGGCGAAUUUGUGAUUCGCAGCACCUUCGGUGGUGCGGCAGAAAACUUUAUCGUCAGUGGCAGUGAGGACUCCAAGGUUUACAUCUGGCACAAGGAAAACGGGAACCUCGUCGAGACUCUUGAGGGACACAUUGCAGGUUGCGUGAACUCAAUAUCGUGGAAUCCCGCCAAUCCGGGGAUGUUUGCAUCAGCAGGCGAUGACAAUACAGUAAGAAUGUGA